Molecule: messenger RNA, 410 nt
Organism: Drosophila arizonae
Lineage: Eukaryota; Metazoa; Arthropoda; Insecta; Diptera; Drosophilidae
Product: U6 snRNA-associated Sm-like protein LSm5
Biological process (GO): mRNA splicing, via spliceosome
Cellular component (GO): U6 snRNP; U4/U6 x U5 tri-snRNP complex; Lsm1-7-Pat1 complex
Molecular function (GO): RNA binding
Source: RefSeq, a predicted model, not a curated record
UCGCAAGCAAUUGACAUUAUACGAUACAUAUUAAGUGCGGCAAGCGUUUUGUUAUUUCCAUUAAGUUUAUUGACUUAAAUUCCCAAAAAUGACUGCUGUGCCGCCGCCCGCUAACAUAUCCACACUUAUGCCAUUGGAACUGGUGGAUAAAUGCAUCGGUUCGCGGAUUCACAUCAUCAUGAAAAACGACAAGGAAAUGGUGGGCACUCUAUUGGGCUUUGAUGAUUUCGUCAACAUGUUGCUAGACGAUGUCACAGAGUACGAAAAUACGCCCGAUGGACGCCGAAUUACAAAGCUCGACCAGAUACUGCUAAACGGUAACAACAUUACAAUGUUGGUCCCUGGUGGCGAGCUUGCUGAAUAGCAAUAUAUUGCGCCAUGUAAACUUAUAAUAAACACACAUAAGAAAA